AUGGCACCGCUCCCUCUCGCAAGAUCCACACCAUACGUUCGAGCAUUUUGUUAUACUGGAGUCGAUUACUUUGGUCCACUUCUCAUAAAACAAGGUCGAAGUGAGGUGAAACGUUGGGUAGCGCUCUUCACCUGCUUAACAAUUCGAGCAGUACAUUUAGAACCUGUAUCUAGUUUAUCCACCGAGUCCUGUAAAAUGGCGAUUCGAAGGUUUGUUGCACGGAGGGGAGCUCCAAUGGAAAUUUAUAGCGACCAAGGUACCAAUUUCCUGGGCGCAAAUCGCGAGCUGCUGCAGGAAUAUCGGGAAAUCAACAAUAAUCUAGCUGCUUCAUUCACCAAUGCGGUAACACAAUGGCGUUUCAAUCCGCCUUCCUCGCCACACAUGGGGGGUGUAUGGGAACGAUUGGUUCGUUCUGUAAAGUGUGCACUUGCCUCCCUAUCAACGAUGCGGAAACCAAACGAUGAAACAUUUGGCACGUUAUUGGUCGAGGCCGAGUCGAUUGUCAACUCAAGACCUCUCACUUAUAUGCCAAUAGCCACUGAAGAUCAAGCAGCGCUAACACCGAACUGCUUUCUAAUGCUAAGUACCAGUGGUGUCAAUCAGCCAGCUGUAGGAAUUGCAGUGAGCCAAUGCCAAAGCAGUUCUAGCUGGAAUAUCUGCCAGUGUCUUUUGGACCAGUUCUGGUGUCGCUGGAUAAAGGAGUACUUGCCGACAAUAACCAAGCGUACUAAGUGGUUCGAAGAGAGUAAGGCGGUGGAAGCUGGUGACUUGGUCGUGAUAGUAGAGGAUCAUCAACGGAAUGGAUGGACAAGAGGAAGAGUACUUCAAGUGAUCCUUGGGCGAGACGGCAGAGCCCGCAGUGCAGAUGUGAAAACAGCAACAACAGUGCUGCGGCGACCGGUGGCGAAGCUGGCAGUCCUCGAGGUUAAUGGUACAGCUACAGAAAUCUCCAAGCAAUACGGGUUGGGGGAUAUUCGGGACAGCCGCUCUCCAGAUGCCGGUCACCCUAUGGUUGAUAAGGAGAUAAGAAACUCACACAUAUAA
Molecule: messenger RNA, 1044 nt
Organism: Topomyia yanbarensis
Lineage: Eukaryota; Metazoa; Arthropoda; Insecta; Diptera; Culicidae
Exons: 1
Coding region: 1-1044 (347 amino acids)
Biological process (GO): DNA integration
Molecular function (GO): nucleic acid binding
Source: RefSeq, a predicted model, not a curated record